This is a messenger RNA of Rotaria sp. Silwood1, 330 nucleotides long. NCBI's taxonomy places the organism in Eukaryota, Metazoa, Rotifera, Eurotatoria, Philodinida, Philodinidae. The record is from the annotation of a GenBank genome assembly.
AUGCCUGAUGUACAUGUUGAUAUGGAAAUAAUAUUUAAUAUACUUGUACCGGAAGAUAAUUCUUAUGAACGUUCAAAUGAAGGUAAAGAUGAUAUAUCAACAGAUGCAAAAUGUUCAUUAUUCGGUUCAUUAAUUACUAGGCCUAUUACAUCAAGAUGUUUGAUUAUUGGUACUUGGGAAAUUAAAAGGAAUUUCAUGACUGAAGUAGAAAAUAAGAUUAAUCAUUUAGUUGAUGACCUAUCGACAGAAGGGAAUGGUACGAAUGAAGAAACAUGUGAUAGCCAAUUAGAAGGACCAGAUACACUUUUAUGCUAUCGUGCAACACGUUAA